Molecule: messenger RNA, 3125 nt
Organism: Triticum dicoccoides
Lineage: Eukaryota; Viridiplantae; Streptophyta; Magnoliopsida; Poales; Poaceae
Exons: 5
Coding region: 204-2879 (891 amino acids)
Source: RefSeq, a predicted model, not a curated record
CUUUCUUAUAGAAACCCUAAGCUAGGCGGCGGCGAGCCCUUUUCUUAGCCAGAUCUCGAUACGGGAAGGCGAGCGGCGAGAUCCCAACAAGGAAAGGCGAGCGGCGGGGGAGAAGGCGAGGCGAGGACGCCAAGUGAGAUGGAGGCGGAAGGGGAUUCCGGCAACUGGUUGUUACGAAUGAAAUCAGGCGCUUGAGCCAGCAGAUGAGGGCUGUCAAAGCCCGCAGCCUGACGGAUAUUCUGGGUGUGGAGCACAAGACUGAAGAAACUGCAGCCUUGGAUGAGCAUGGUGAUCCUGCGAAUGGCGGGGAGCUCAAGCCGGAAACCGCAGCAGCCUUGAAUGGGCAUGCGGCUGAUGGUGCUGCUGCUAAUGGCGGGGAGCACAAGAUGGAAACUGACGCCUUGGAUGAGCAUGGUGAUGCAGCUAAUGGCAGGGAGCGGAUGGUGGAAAAUGUCGACGGUGGUGGUGAUGAGGAGCACAUGGACUUCGACAUGGAGGACCAGGUGCUGAGGAUCGACUCCAAAUCAGAGCCAGAGGCAGAGGUGGCGACAGGUCCAGAUACCAGUGUGUCGACGAUUGAAUCAAAUCUCUCAGCAUCAGACAAGUCAAUACCCAAACCUGCACAUCAUGUUCCCAUCAACAGAGGCGAUGAUGUUGUUGACAAGAUGGACAGAGGCAAAUCAGCCCAACAAUUAGCCAGUGAGGCCGCGACGAUGAAUGCCCAACAGCAGAAAUUUGAUCGGUUUGUGGAUGACUGGGAUGCUAAAUGGGGUUCGGCAGGGUUCGGUCUCUUCCAUUACAUGACGACGGUCAGUUCCAUGCAAUAUACACACUUGAUACCCGGGAGCACCCCAAGGCACAAUUGUCGAACCGCGCCUAGCCUCCAGGUCGUCUCCAUCAGACUGGCAGAAAUUCAAGGUGGUCUGGAAUGGCCGUUGCCAGUGUACGGUAUGAUUGCUGUCAGAGACCACGUGGAUCACAAUCGCAACCUUCUGUUUGCCUGCUAUAGGAGCAGGUGUCAGAUACUCAAGGAAAAGGAGCCCUUUUUGGCCUUGACUGGCCCCUCCCGUGCAAUUGUGUGCGAGGAAUCGGUUGACUUUGAAAUCCAACUGAAAGUAAGAGGUACAACAGAGUCUGAAGAUAGAGCAUUGAUCACUGGUGUGUGCACUUACAACAGAGGGGAUGAUACUGUUUGCUUUACCAACUGCUUCUGCACCGUAGAGUUUAGAUUGGAGGUACUUCAGGAAGCAGUCCAGGCCACUGUUUUGGGCGUCCGUGUCAAAGAUGGGUCAUGGCCUUCUGGAUGGGGAGGUCGAGUCGCUUGCUCAGUCAUUGAUGGUGAAAUUGACGACACACCCGGGCAACUUGAGCUGCUUGUUUCUCGUGGCAGUGCCAUGCCCGUGACUUCUGAGGGUUACCUUCUUCUGUCAAGGAAUGUCAUUUCUGUAGAUGUUAACAAGAGCCUGAAUUUUCUCCUAGAGGCCUGCUUACCAUCUGGUGAUACCAUUGCACAAAAAGAAUUGUCCUUCGAACCCAAACUUUGCAACAUAAGUCAGGAUAGUUGUGAACUUAAUGGUAUUGAGUUGGAGAUCACUGUUGCUUGGUCUAGUCUUGUUUGUGAGAAGCGGGAUAUUUCGGUACAAGGGUGUGUUGGUGAUGAGGAGCAGGACUGGGACGUUGCAUCAAUGGAGCAGCAGGUGCCGAAGAUAGACUCCAAAUUGACAUCGGAGGUGGGGCCAGAGGCGGAAACAGAGUCGGCGAUGAGUCUGGAUACCAGUGAAUUGGCGAAUGAAUCGAGUAGCUCCAUGUUCGUAUCAGACAAGUCAAUACUCGAACCUGCAGAUUCUGUUGCCGCCAACACAGGUUACGAUGUUGAGAAGAUGUAUAGAGGCAAAUCAGACGAACAAUUAAAAAUUGAGGCCAAGGAGAUGGCUGCCGAACAGAAGAGUUUUGACAUGUAUGUUGAUGCCUGGGAAGGGUCAUGGGGUUAUGAUGGGUUCGGUUGCUUCCGAGACAUGACGACGGUGAGUUCCAUGCAAUACACACACUUGGUACCAGGGAGCACACUGUUGCACUAUGGUCGAGUAUUGCACUAUGGCCGAGUGUUGCCUAGCCUGCAGAUCUUCUCCGUUAAACUCGCAGAAAUACGAGGUGGUCUGGAAUGGCCGCUGCCAGUGUACGGCACGGUCGCUGCCCGAGACCGUGUGGAUCACAAUCUCAACCUUGUGUUUGCCCGCAACAGGAGUGAGUGCCAGAUACUCAAUGAAGAGGAUUCCUUUUUGACCUUGACUGGCCCCUCUCGUGCAAUUGUCAGCAAGGAAUCUGUUGUCUUUGAAAUCCAACUAAAAAUAAGAGGUAGAACAAAGUCUCAAGAUAAGCCACUGAUCAAUGGCGUGUACACUUACCACAGCAGAGAAAGCCCCAUUUGCUUUAGGAACUGCUUUUGCACCGUAGAGUUAAGUUUGGAGAGAAUUAAGAAAUCAGUCCAGGCCACUAUUUUGGGCGUCCGUGUCAAAGAGGAGGGGUCAUGGCCAACAUUCGGAGGUCGAGUUGCUUGCUCAGUCAGUGGACCUGACGCCAGCCCUCAGGAAAUUGAGCUGCUUGAUUCUCGUUAUACAGCCAUGCCGAUGACUUCUCAGGGUUACCUUGUUCUAUCAAGGAAUGUUGUCUCUGUAGACUAUCGUGGAAGCCUGAACUUUAUCUUGGAAGCCUACUCAGAUUCCGGUAAUAAAGUUGCACAAAAAAAUGAGUCCUUCGAGCCCAAGUUUUCCAACAUAAGCAAGCAAACAUGUAAACUCACUGGAGGCAUUGAGUUGGAGAUUACUGUUGCAUGGUCCAGUCUCAUUUCUGAGAAGUGGGACAUCUCGUCUCGGUACUAGGAGACAACACCAGUCUUUUUUUCUGAGAAGAUGUUAUGGCGAGGAGACAACACCAGUCGUGCUUGGUCCUUGUGAUUUGUUGUAUUUUGUGAAUUUAGUCUUUUUCUGUACCAGUUAUGGCGAGGACUGCAAUUUGUGAAUUUAGUCUUUUGUUGUAUUAGGCCUUGUUAUAUCUCGUGUGUUUGUUUUGACCGCUGUAUGUUUCUGUUAAUAUGGUAUGGUAAAAUAUACCCAAAUAUUUGCUUU